Periophthalmus magnuspinnatus is the source of this 9461-nucleotide messenger RNA. It is a transcript of the gene ptprjb.1, whose product is annotated as protein tyrosine phosphatase receptor type Jb, tandem duplicate 1. The coding region runs from base 152 to 5809 and encodes 1885 amino acids. Gene Ontology annotation, molecular function: protein binding; protein tyrosine phosphatase activity. The record is from RefSeq and is a predicted model, not a curated record. NCBI's taxonomy places the organism in Eukaryota, Metazoa, Chordata, Actinopteri, Gobiiformes, Gobiidae. Gene Ontology annotation, biological process: protein dephosphorylation. The transcript is spliced from 31 exons.
UUAGCGCAACUUUUCACUUCUACAACUUUUGCGCUGAUGUCUCGACUAUUUCACCCCUGAAUGAAGCUCUUAACAGCACCACAGGACAAAGGCACGCUUCGGACAUGAAAGUUUUAACCGGGUAGAGACUCAUCUUUCCCCCAACUGCAUCAUGAAACAACUGCAGCGGUUCACAGUGUGGGCGGUGGUGGUCUUCUGCUGCCUUUUCGAGAUCUCCAGAGCUCAGUGUGAUGUCUGUAAAGAUAAUGUGACUUUUAUCACAACGACUACAUCCAUCUCUGUACAAAACUGUAACGUGUCUAUUAAUGAAAACUCCACCGAAGAAACCGAACGUCUGGAGCCUGGUCGUGUUUAUUCUGUUCAGGCCAAAUGUUUUAACUGUUGUGCCAAUGUUACAACAAAGCCUGAACAAGUUGUCAAUGUGAUAAUUAUCAGCACAACAUCGUCUCUGAGUCUAAUGUGGGAAAAACCUAAUGGAACCGUCUCUGGUUAUGACGUGUCCUGGACUGAUGGAGAACAAAAUGACCAUAAUGUGACUAAUCUGACCACAUUCGAAAUCCCUAAUCUCACCUCUGGGGUGAAGUAUAAUGUCACGGUCACUGCAGUGGCAGGAGAUGAGCGAACUACAGGACAAGGAGUCACUUUAAAUCAAUAUACAAAACCUACGAGGCCUGAUGAUGUCACUCUCAUGGAGAGAGGGACCAAUAGUCUGAAAAUUAACUGGACGUUACCUGGAGGUCGUGUGGAUCACUAUGAAGUACAGGCGGGACAGAAUAAAAACAAAACAAAUUCUUUGUGGUUUCAAUUCCUUAAUCUGUCACCGGGACGACUCUACACCAUCAGUGUAACUGCUGUCGCUGGAAACUUCACUAACCCUUCAGAACCCUCAGAAUUUGCCACUUAUCCACUGCCUCCUGAGUCUGUCACCGUCACGGGCAGAACAAACUCCUCUCUGGAUCUGAGUUGGGGGGUUCAGACUCAAAUGCAGGACGCUCCUGACAUCACGUACAACAUCACCUAUGACGAUAGUCAUGUGACAUCUGCAAACAGCACCACCAGUCUGACACCUCUUAUGUCUGGAACUUACUAUAAUAUAACAGUGAAAACUGUAGGACCUCAGGGCCUCCUCAGCACUGAGGUCAACAUCAGGGCUUGUACUAAUCCAAAUCCAGUUUUGAAUCUCAGAGCGUUCUCAGAAUCCAGCACAUCAAUAAAAGUUGAGUGGUCGUCUCCACUGGAAAACAACCAAAGUUACUCCUACAAGAUUGUGACCUACAACUCUGCAGGAAAUGUUACCAACAACCAAACUGUUAAAGACAAUUCUGCAAAUGUACCUGGACUGGACCCAGGAACCAAUUACACGAUAUCUGUGACCACACUGCUCUCAUCUGAAUGCAAGUCCACAAAAGUAGAAGUCUCCAGCUACACAGAACCUACGAGGCCUGAUGAUGUCACUCUCAUGGAGAGAGGGACCAAUAGUCUGAAAAUUAACUGGACGUUACCUGGAGGUCGUGUGGAUCACUAUGAAGUACAGGCGGGACAGAAUAAAAACAAAACAAAUUUUCAGUGGUUUCAAUUCCUUAAUCUGUCACCGGGACGACUCUACACCAUCAAUGUAACUGCUGUCGCUGGAAACUUCACUAACUCUUCAGAACCCUCAGAAUUUGCCACUUAUCCACUGCCUCCUGAGUCUGUCACCGUCACGGGCAGAACAAACUCCUCUCUGGAUCUGAGUUGGGGGGUUCAGACUCAAAUGCAGGACGCUCCUGACAUCACGUACAACAUCACCUAUGACGAUAGUCAUGUGACAUCUGCAAACAGCACCACCAGUCUGACACCUCUUAUGUCUGGAACUUACUAUAAUAUAACAGUGAAAACUGUAGGACCUCAGGGCCUCCUCAGCACUGAGGUCAACAUCAGGGCUUGUACUAAUCCAAAUCCAGUUUUGAAUCUCAGAGCGUUCUCAGAAUCCAGCACAUCAAUAAAAGUUGAGUGGUCGUCUCCACUGGAAAACAACCAAAGUUACUCCUACAAGAUUGUGACCUACAACUCUGCAGGAAAUGUUACCAACAACCAAACUGUUAAAGACAAUUCUGCAAAUGUACCUGGACUGGACCCAGGAACCAAUUACAUGAUAUCUGUGACCACACUGCUCUCAUCUGAAUGCAAGUCCACAAAAGUAGAAGUCUCCAGCUACACAGAACCUACGAGGCCUGAUGAUGUCACUCUCAUGGAGAGAGGGACCAAUAGUCUGAAAAUUAACUGGACGUUACCUGGAGGUCGUGUGGAUCACUAUGAAGUACAGGCGGGACAGAAUAAAAACAAAACAAAUUCUUUGUGGUUUCAAUUCCUUAAUCUGUCACCGGGACGACUCUACACCAUCAGUGUAACUGCUGUCGCUGGAAACUUCACUAACUCUUCAGAACCCUCAGAAUUUGCCACUUAUCCACUGCCUCCUGAGUCUGUCACCGUCACGGGCAGAACAAACUCCUCUCUGGAUCUGAGUUGGGGGGUUCAGACUCAAAUGCAGGACGCUCCUGACAUCACGUACAACAUCACCUAUGACGAUAGUCAUGUGACAUCUGCAAACAGCACCACCAGUCUGACACCUCUUAUGUCUGGAACUUACUAUAAUAUAACAGUGAAAACUGUAGGACCUCAGGGCCUCCUCAGCACUGAGGUCAACAUCAGGGCUUGUACUAAUCCAAAUCCAGUUUUGAAUCUCAGAGCGUUCUCAGAAUCCAGCACAUCAAUAAAAGUUGAGUGGUCGUCUCCACUGGAAAACAACCAAAGUUACUCCUACAAGAUUGUGACCUACAACUCUGCAGGAAAUGUUACCAACAACCAAACUGUUAAAGACAAUUCUGCAAAUGUACCUGGACUGGACCCAGGAACCAAUUACACGAUAUCUGUGACCACACUGCUCUCAUCUGAAUGCAAGUCCACAAAAGUAGAAGUCUCCAGCUACACAGAACCCGCAAAUGUCACCAUUACAGAAGUCUCCGGAACCACAACAAACUUAACAGUGAGCUGGAAUAAGGCGGCGGGGAAAGUGGAUAACUACACAGUGAAUCUUUACAACAAGAGUGGCCAAGUUCACACUAUGGGACCAUUCAACGACGAUAUUUUAACCGCAACGUUCACUGACCUGAAACCCGGAGUGCUGUACUGCGCCGAGGUGGUCACCAGGAGCGGACCCAUGGAAAAUAAAAGUUCGAAAAGAUGCAACGCGACCUUCCCUACUCCUCCGGGAAGCAUCAGUGUGAGCGACAGGACGGAGCGAUCUAUAACUUUUUCCUGGGACGCGCCGAAAGAUAUGUCGCCAGAUCAGUACCACUUUAAUGUCACCGUUAUCGAUAUCCGCAGAGAGACUCAAGAGAACCCCAACAUCGCCGUGUCGGGCCUCGUCUCUGGAAGCCCCUACACCGUCGUUGUCGUUACUAUCGGUGUGAACGACCUAGUGAGCCAGGAAGUGACCUACACUGCGUACACGAAACCAUAUCCCGUCACCGACCUGCAGCAAACUGAAAUCACCACUGAACUUGUCACGCUGAAGUGGAAUCAGACUGAAUACAAACCGGAUUAUAAAUAUUUGGUGCAAGUCUUUAACACCUCGGGGCUCGUUACAAAGAUAAAUGUUACUGACUUAAAUUACACAGAAAUCGGGCUGAUGUCUGGCACCAACUACAGCUUCAGUGUCACCGCACAAACAGCAGAUGGCACUGCAGCCACACCAAAGACCGUGUCCUACUUUACACGACCGUUCAGUGUCAAAAACCUUCAGGCCUCUGCAAACGAGACAGUUGUGACACUGAAAUGGCAAAAACCUGAUCAAUAUAAGAACAGUUACAGUUUCCGAGUACAGAACUCCAGCGUGAACAGUAGCAAAACUCAAAACUUUAUCUACCCUGUCAGUGAUCUGGUUCCUGGCUCUUCCUAUCGGUUCAAUGUCACAACUGAGACCUCGGAUGGUACCCAGGGGGCGCCAGAGAGUGUUUCCAUAUGCACAACUGCGAGUGCCGUGGACUCUAUUAAAUGUGGCGAAACAAAAAAUCUCCCAAACGCAACAGUCACUUGGAAUUGGAGCCCCGUGGGUAACUUCAGUCAUUUCUUAGUGCAGUUUGAGGGUUCCACGACUAUAACGACGUCUAAAAGCUUUGUGAAAGGAGAUCUUAAACAUUACACUGAGUACGUUUUGUGGGUGACGACGCAGAGCUGUGGUGAAAGCAGCACCCGUAAGAGCCAGACCUGCAGGACGGGGAUCACAGAUCCACCUCUACUGAAGGACUACCAGCCCCUGAUCCAAGUGGCGAACGUGAAACACAAUGACUUCACGAUUAACAUCAGCCGGACUCUGCUGAACGACGCCAACGGGCCAAUCAAAAACGUGGGCGUGUUAGUGUCAGAAACUGCAAAUGAUCCCAGCCGGCCCGAAGUGGUGCAGUACUUGGCGAGCACUUAUACUGAAUGGGAAGCAGGAAAGACUGAAGCGUAUUUGGCGACGGUAAUCAGCGUAGAUACAAGAGCGGCUCGUGAUACAACAAACACUCUCAGUAUAAAUGUCGGAGAUGAGUCGAUGUGGAACGGAUACUCGAACGGUUUACUGAAGCCCACGAGAAAAUACAAAUUCGCCGUCGUUGUUUUCACCAGUAUCGCGAUGAACGGGUUGCUUAUAAGUGGCUCGGAGUCUCUGUUUUCAAAUACAGGGUUUGACAAUGUGGUAACACUUCCACAAAGUCCAGUCGUCAUUGGAAUCGCAGUUGGAGUGACCCUGGGUAUUUUCUGCUUUCUGCUCCUCGUGUUGAUUGGAUUCAUCAUUUACUGGAGAAGGUUGGCGAAAAAAGAGUCGUCUGACAUUCAAAUCCAUUCGCUGAGGAGUUUCCCCGUCAGAGUCGAGGAUUAUGAAGUUUACUACAAGAAACAAAAAGCAGAUUCUGCCUGUGGCUUCGCUGAGGAAUAUGAGGAAAUCAAAGUUGUCGGUACGGCUCAGGCCAAAACCAGCGCUCUGAUCCCAGAGAACAAACCCAAGAAUCGCUACAGCAACGUGCUUCCAUACGACGCAUCUAGAGUAAAGCUUUCUAUCAUUCAUGGAAAUCCUAUUGACGACUACAUCAAUGCUAACUACAUACCGGGUUACAACUCCAGGAAGGAGUUUAUCGCGGCUCAGGGCCCUUUGCCGGCCACAGUCAGUGAUUUCUGGAGGAUGAUCUGGGAGAAGAACGUGCAGACGAUGGUGAUGCUGACGCGCUGCAACGAACAAGGACGAGUGAAAUGUGAGCAGUACUGGACGUCUGGCUCCAGACACUAUGAGAACAUCACUGUGACCACCACGUCUGAGAUUCCUCUGGACGACUGGACCAUCAGGGACUUUGACGUCAAAAAUGUGAAAACCGCAGAGACUCGUUCGGUUCGACAGUUCCACUUCACGGCCUGGCCCGACCACGGCGUCCCAGAGACGACCGAGCUCCUGAUCAGCUUCAGACACCUGGUCCGAGAGCACAUGGACCGGUACAGGAACUCCCCCACUGUAGUGCACUGCAGCGCCGGCGUGGGUCGGACUGGGACCUUCAUCGCCAUCGACCGCCUUCUGUUCCAGAUCGAAAGGGAGAACGUGGUGGACAUUUACGGUAUUGUUCACGAUAUGAGAAUGCACCGAACUCUGAUGGUGCAGACGGAGGACCAGUACGUGUUCCUCCAUCAGUGUGCACUCGACAUCAUCAGAUCAAGAACUGGAAACAAUGUAGAUCUCAUUUACCAAAACAUGGCUGCACUCAACAUUUAUGAAAACAUUGAUCUCCAGAAGAAAUGAUGUUUAAAAGUGGCUCAAGAACUCGAGAAAAAAAUAAUUAUUUGGGAACAGUUUUUCGUAAACUGUAUAUUUAUUUUUACAUCAUCUAUCCCACCUCUGGAUCCUCGUCUUAUUCUCUUUUUUUAUUUUAUAUUUCUGUAACUAUAAGAAUUUUAGGACCAAAACAUUUUAUUUUCUUAACUGUGUAACUUUUAGGACAUGUUGCUGCUUUUCCUGCAGCGUUUCAACAAAAGUACUAUUGAUUUUUAAUGCGUUAAAGAUGGAAAAUACUUUGACAAACACACAUUUAUUUUUAAAAACUCAGACUUGCUUUUCCACAGAUGUGACCUGUAACGUGGCCUGGUGGUAAAACCUGCUCGUCUCUGUAAAUAGAUACGUUCAGGGGUCAGAAUGUAGAACAGGGGUGGGCGACCUUUAACCCCGAAAGAGCCGUUUGGACCCGGUCUCCAUGGAAAAAAACAAACAAAAACAAAACACUGGGAGCUGCAAAUACUUCUUAACAUCUGAAAAGAAGAUAAUACUGUAUAUAUAAUUGUUUUUUUUUCCAUUUACGCUCUUUAUAAAUGACUAUAGUGUGUCGUUUAUGAAAUCCAUGAAGUGCCACAGAGACUUUUGCUGUUUCCGCAGGACUGAGCGCGGUUUAUUUUUAACAUUUUACGGUGGAGAAAAGCUGGAUCGACAGGACCCCAAUGCGUAUUUCUCGAUAAAAGCUCGGCGUUUUGGCGAGUGCCGGCUUCUGCGAGUGUGGCGCUUAUUCUGAGCAACGAAAAAUAAUAAAAUACAGCUUUAUUUUAAUAUUUCAAGAUCAGAAUAACCUUCCGAUUUAAACUACAAUUCCAAAAAAGAACCAACACAAAUAAAAUACACUUCAAUUAAACGCUUAUAAUUUAUUUUCCCCAAGCUAAGGAUGAAAGAGCCGCUGGUCGCCGACUCCUGCUGUAGAACAAACGUGUGGCUUAUUCCCCCAACGUAAAAAGUUCCUUGUUGCACCUUUACUGUUGUUUGUCAUUUAAAUUCUCAGGUAUCAUUUGUAGCUUUGUGGCUAUUAGCAGAAAACUAAAGAAAAACGUAAAAAAAACAAUACUAUUUGAGCCUCAAGUUGUGUUUCAUGUGAUUAUUUUGCUUUUUGUGCAAUAACGAGUGUCUGCACUGUAAUGCACUGGAUGCAUUUUAGAUUUUUAUUGUAUUGUUCACACUUUAAAUGACGGAGGCGCCAGUGCUUCGAUAAACUGGAACAUUUUUAUCAUUUUAAGUCAUGACUGUGUUGCAUCAUCUCAGGAAUUGCUGAUGUCCCACGUGCGUUCCACUUACAGCUAACCGUGCGUCACUUCCUGUUGCGUAUCCAGUUUAUCUAUGGACGUUUCCUGUGCGUACACUCCCAAAUGUUCCAUGGAGGUACUUUUUCUGUUUUUAAAUGUUUUUGUAACGACUCAUGUUAAGUUUGACGCCACCGUUUGGUUUAUUUAUUGUACGAUUUGACGUUAAAAGCACUUAUGUGUAAAGCAAUACAAAAAACGUUUAAUGUUUAAUGUGUUACGAAAAGCAUUUGUAUAUUGCUUGCAGGUACAACGCAAAUAAUGUAAUAAAUUUUGAGUAAAUACGCUUUGUUUUGCGUGUUUAUUUUUGUUUAAAGAUGUCCGUGUCGUCCCUCAGUCGUCCAGGUCUGAUCCACAGCAAAAGAAAAAUCGUCUACACCUUUUAGUUUGCGGUUUCUGCUUGUUGGCUCGGUGCCUGAGUCAUAUUUUGUAUAAUCAUUCAGGCCCUUAAUGGCUGCUCUCACACCUGUUAGCAUACGGGCUAGCACUUGUUUUGAUUUACGUCUGAAAAUAGAGUUUAAAAAAAGGAGAUAAAUUAUGUCUCAGGCCACAUUUCUGUUCAAAGGAGGAUUGUCUUUCCGCACAAAAAAAAAAAGGCUUUUUAACUCCCCUCUCGAACAAUUUAUUUUCUUUGGCUCAGAUCUGUACCUCGUCGUCUUCAAAGGAGAGGUUAGCGGCUUUGAGAUGGAGAUGUACGGCUCGGGACGUCCAGUGUUCUAAUAGAUCCCCGUAUGCUAAUAGGUGUGAGAGCAGACGUUAAGGGCCUGAAUGAUCGUGCAAAAUAUGACUCAGGUACAGCUCAGACUUUGUGUUGCGUAAUACACUGAGCCAGCAAACAAACUGAACAAAUAGGUGUGUUACUUUCCAGCUAAAUCAGACAAGACUGAAGUCAUCAUCUUUGGUCCACAGAAACAGAGGGAGACUGGAGGUGACGACUAACACUUAAUCUAAAACUUACAAAUCAGGCGAGAAAUCUAGAGGUAAUAAUGGACUCAGACUUGAACUUUAACAGACACAUCAAAUCAGUAACAUCUGCAGCUUUUUACCAUCUAAAAAUAUGUCAAAAAUCAAAGGUAAACUGAAAACCAGACGUAGAGAGACUUAUCCUGCGUUUGUCUCCAGUAGGUUAGACGACUGAAACGUCCUGCUCACUGGACUCUCCAAACGAGCCUUAAGACAGAACAGAACAUCCACUAAAGCAGGACUAAAGCAGGACUAAAGCAGGACUAAAGCAGGACUAAAGCAGUAGUCCGCCUUUUCAUAUCAGAGCUGCAAACUGUGGAACUCACUGCCCACUGAAAUAAAAAAACAUUUCUGAGUUGAAAAUGUUCACCUCUAGGGUUAAGAACUGUCUGAAAAUGAGUCAAAACUGUACACACUUGUAAAUAAGUCGUAUGACAGUUGGUGAGUGAGAGAACGUGUGAGUGUUGGAUGUAUAUUUGUGCACUGAUGUAACUAUUUUAAGGGGCAGGUGUUUUAAUAUACUUUGCAUAUUGGUGAAUUGUGGAGAAGCCCCAACCAGGGAUAAACUCUAUAUGCAUCACAUCAGCUGCAAUGUUCAUGUUGUAACUAUGUCAGAUUGCAUUGUCCCUGUCAAAUAAAUAUAAAUAAAUAAAUAAAUAAAGCAGGACUAAAGCAGGACUAAACCGGGGACUCAACAUGAGAAAUCAGUGUUUAAAUUUUCUGCAGCUAAAACCUGGAAUGAAAACCUGAAGAUGUGACUCAGGCCUCGACUUUGACAAAGUUUAAAUCCAGACUCAAACGAUUCUGUUUAUCUGCUGUGACUGAAGGGGGUUUAUUCUGCACUUUUCUCCGUUCAUGUCAAUCUUAUGAUGAUUAUUUGUGAUCAUUUGUUUUGUUGUACUGUGACUUUAAUGUAUUUUUUAUUCUGUAAAGCACUUUGAAUUAUCUUGCGUACAAACGGUGCUGUAUAAAUAAACGUGUCUUGUUCGCUUCAGUGUCGUUAGCGCCUCCUUCAGACAGAUACAAGUCAGUGUCCAGCAGUAAUCUGACCAGAACUGAAGAACAUCUGCAGGUUAAAACUAAAAUGUUUUGUUUAAAUGCUGAAUCUGUGACAUCUGAACACGAUCUUUACUUUCUCACUCAACACAAUCAUCAGGACUGUGGCUAAUGGAGUUUCAGUUAAACUUUCUUCCAUCUCUGAACCUCACGCACUUGAAAAACAGAUGAGAACGAAGUGUCAGGACUUUAAAUUUGUGCCUAGUGCAGAGGAAAAAGUUAGCACAGCUUUGCAUUAUUGAAAACAUCUCCGGCUGCACGUUGUCGAGUGCAUCUGAAAUAAAUGAAUUAAUAAUAACAUUUCUGUUUUCGGCUCU